Pecten maximus is the source of this 1875-nucleotide messenger RNA. Its product is annotated as monocarboxylate transporter 13-like. The coding region runs from base 155 to 1609 and encodes 484 amino acids. Gene Ontology annotation, molecular function: monocarboxylic acid transmembrane transporter activity. The record is from RefSeq and is a predicted model, not a curated record. NCBI's taxonomy places the organism in Eukaryota, Metazoa, Mollusca, Bivalvia, Pectinida, Pectinidae. The transcript has 7 exons. Gene Ontology annotation, biological process: transmembrane transport; monocarboxylic acid transport.
CACGGUGUUAAUUUCACCGUACCCCUUGCUUCAUGGCUCUACAGAUAUCAGAGUCAUUACGUAUGAAGCUUUGACAAGUCGACUUUAUUGAUACAAGUACAUCAAAGGUGUAUAGAGGGAUAUCUUGUUAUUUCAAUGAUUGGUACAGAUUGGAAUGAUGAGAAAACAGUCUUUAGCCGACGUGAUAAAUGAACAUCCAAUAUCAAUUCAAGCACCGGAUGGCGGAUGGGGAUGGAUGGUUGUUUUUUCCUCUUUUAUAUUCAACAUGUUACUUGACGGAGUCAUUUUCACGUACGGAAUUUUCUUCCCUGAGUUUCUAAGAUAUUUUGGAGAAAGCAAGGGAAAGACGCAACUUUUACAUUCGGUACUUGUUGGAACCUGUCUUGUCUCUGGUCCUGUUGUCAGUGUCCUGGUAAACAAGUUUGGCAGUAGGAACAUGGCCGCUACUGGAACAGUGAUUGCCAGUGUCGGACUUUUCCUUUCCUCGUUUUCCCCAAACCUGGACGUGAUGUUUAUCUUUUACAGCAUUGCCGGGGGUAUUGGCUUUGGUAUGUUCUACUUACCUUCGAUUGUAAUUGUUGGUAUAUAUUUCGACAAACGACGAGCUUUGGCUACGGGAAUAGCUGUUUGUGGAGCCGGGGUCGGCGCCUUUGUAUUUGCACCAUUCACGAAACUUCUUUUGGAAACAUACGACUGGCGGGGAACAAUGUGGAUCAUGUCCGCCAUAAUGCUUAACGGUGUUGUUUUUUCCUCUACAUUUAGGCCACUAGGAAGAGAUAUGAACAGGAACGUUAAACAAAUAAAUGAUGCGUAUGAUAAGUGUGAUACCGGAACCGAUAAGUAUCCCGGCGGAUGCUAUAAACAGUUAUGUUUACCAAUGAAAGACAUGUUUGACUUUUCACUCCUUAAGAGCCCCACCAUGUUGUUGUAUGGAGCUUCCUGUCUCCUCGUCAUGUUUGGAUUUUUCAUCCCGUCGAAUUUCCUUCCUGUUUGGGCUAGUGAUGUCAACCUGUCGACGGAGGAAGGAGCAUUUCUAAUUUUAGCCAUGGGCGUAUCAAACACGAUUACACGUGUUGUGAUUGGCUACAUUACGGACAAACCAUGGGCUAACUGUUUGGUUAUAAACAAUACUGCUCUACUGAUUGGCGGCCUGGCUACGUGUUUUGUACCAUUCUACACCACAUUUGAGACUCUUGUCAUCUAUGCUGUUGCCUUUGGCAUAGUUAUGGCGGUUUUCAUCCUCCUCAGAAGUAUCCUGAUGGCAGAAUUAUUGGGUGUACACAGACUCAACAAUUCGUUUGGAUUAGUCGGGCUGAGCAUGGGCCUGUCGACAUUUGUUGGGUCGCCUUUAGCAGGAGCGUUGUCUGACAUCAGUGGCAACUACAAUGUGGCAUUCUACUUCGGUGGCAUCACUAUUGUACUAGGAGGCUUAAUUUGUCUGCCACUCAGACGGAUUUCAAACUGGGAACAAAGUCGGAUAAAGGAUUUCAACUUACAUCAUACUUUUAACUCUGAUCAGAAAAACAAAAGGCCAGAUGUAAAAAUAAUGUCCGCCAAGAAGACGUUAUCCGUAUUUACAGUAUCAGAUUCGACAAGAGAUAGAAACUGAACUUUUUUUCUUGCUCUUUUCCUCUUAGUAACUUAAGUGAUGCGGUAUGCAUAACAUAUACGAAGUGAAAACAAAUAAUAUUGCAAUGUCAGGAUGGUGUUAUCAUAACGAUUAAUGGAGAAAUGACACAGUUCUUGUCAUCUUGGUUUUUUUUCCUUUAAGUUCCAUAUACAUUUCCGUAUGUCCAACAUUUUCCCAGUAAUUCUUACUACUCACUCACCUUGACAAUUCACCGGAAACAAUCAAAAUUGUAAAUAAAAUUUACA